This is a messenger RNA of Oryctolagus cuniculus (rabbit), 1353 nucleotides long. Lineage: Eukaryota; Metazoa; Chordata; Mammalia; Lagomorpha; Leporidae. The record is from RefSeq and is a predicted model, not a curated record.
AUGCAGGGCAGCCCAAUCACGUCCGCUGCCCGUCCCGUCCUGCGACCCGUGCUCUGCCGCUUGGCCUUUCGGGAAGGUGGAGGACGAACCGCGGUUGAGGGGCCGCGCCCAGUGGCGUCAGCUUUCGUCCGUGCUGAGUUUUCGGGGUUGGGCGGUCGCGUGGGUGAAAGGGUGGGGUUCUCUGGCGGCGCUGUGGAGGUGUCAGCAUUAUCCAGGCUUCGCCACCCCCAAUUUUUAUCCCGAUUAAGAAACAGUGCGUUGCAUUGUCAGGCUGCCCACCAUGCCCGCGGGCGUGUCCUGGCCCACCUACCUGAAGAUGUUCGCGGCCAGCCUCUUGGCCAUGUGCGCGGGGGCCGAAGUGGUGCACAGGUACUACCGGCCGGACCUGGCGCAUUAGCAGGGAGCUGGAUCAGAAGUGGAGCAGCUGGGACUCAAAGCGUUGCACAUAUGGAAUGCCGACACCCGCUGUGCCACAACACUGGCCCUUACAUAUGGCUGCUGUGGCCGGAGCUAUGCCAGUCCGAAGCCAGGAGCCAGGUGCUUCUUCCUGGUCUCCCAUGCGGGUGCAGAGCCCAAGCUCUUGGGCCAUCCUCCACUGCCCUCCCAGGCCACAUCAGAGAGCUGGACUGGAAGAGGAGCAACCGGGACUACAACCCAGUGCCCAUGUGGGAUGCUGGUGCCGCAGGUAGAGGAUUAGCCAAACAAUACCUGAAAUCCCACCGAAGCGUGGAGAACUCAGAACGGAGCUUUUGGGUCUGAAAGAGAGACAACAUAAACCUCAGACUUCUCAGCAGUAAAAACUUCAACUCUGCCAAGAGUUCUGUGAAUAACUCUCUCUUAUAUGUGUAUUUUAAUAUUGAGUCAAACUACUUUUUAAAGGUUUAUUUAUUUGAAAAGCAGAGUUGCAGAGAGCAAGAGAGCGAGCGAGUGAGUGAUCGAGGUCUUCCAUCUGCUGGUUCACUCCCCAGAUGACCACAAUGGCCGAAGCUGCACCGAUCCGAAGCCAGGAGCCAGGAGCUUCUUCUGGGUCUCCCACACAGGUGCAGGGGCCCAAGGACUUGGGCCAUCUUCUACUGCUUUCCCAGGCCAUAAAACUGCUUUUUUUUUUUGAGCUGCCGUCCAAUGCUAACUGCAAGAGAAGGUGCUUUGUAGAUAUUAACUGAUACAUGGAAAUUUAAUUGAACUCACCAGUAAUUCUUGUAAAUUGUUCAAGUGCUUCUUGUCAGCCUCCUGAAUGAGGUCUGGAAGAUACUUAAUCUUGAACACCAUGAUGUUAUAAUUCUGAAUGAGUUUGAUUACAAUGGCAAAUGGGGAUUAUAAAUUAAGUAUAAUAAAAGUAAUAUUGACAAUGAA